Messenger RNA from Stegodyphus dumicola, 1581 nucleotides. RefSeq lists its product as uncharacterized. The record is from RefSeq and is a predicted model, not a curated record. Lineage: Eukaryota; Metazoa; Arthropoda; Arachnida; Araneae; Eresidae.
AUGAGUAAUGGAAGUGCAUAUUGUAAUAUUAAAAGCCUGUGCUUGAUUAUAGCUCAAUGUUUAGAUUCACGCGAAAGGGCGGAAGUCAUAAAUAAGAAUUCAGAGCAUUCGACAGCGAAUAGUGGGCGCCGUCAGUCUGCGUAUGCAGUCCAGAAAAUAAACACUCGUCAUUUCAGCGAUGGAAAGAGCAAUAAAUUAGAAACGAAAGCUUCUUCUGCUUCUGAUUUAGUGUCCACGGGUAUUAAAGAAAAAUUGAUUAAGGCAUGUGUUUUUUGCGGAGAUUUUUCCCAUUCAAGCCAUAAAUGUCCUAUUGCCCAGAAACUAACUAAUGACGAAAAGGUUGAAAUACUACGCAAAAAUGGCACUUGUUUUAGGUGUUUACAAAAUAAGGGUCACAUCAGCAAAUUUUGUGAUUCUAACAUUUUUUGCUCCCAUUGUCACUCUAAGCAUUCUACGAUUAUGUGCAACAGAAUUAAUUCCGAGAGUAAAAAGGGAACGAUCAAAACUGUCCAGGAAGUUGAAAAUAAAGUACUUUCGAAUCAAAGCAACCGUUCUGAAGUUUAUUUACAAACUUUGGUCGUAGGGGUAGCUGGGAAAACCUUAAAGGGUUAUUUAAGAUUGCUAAUAGACACCGGAAGUCAGAACACGUACAUAAGUCAAUAUGCUGCUAAAACGUUGAAAUUAGAAAAGAUAGGAACUGAAAGAAUUAAACAUGGGUUAUUUGGGGGUGUAGAAGUUUCGGAAGAUCAUAAUCGUUAUCAAAUAGAUUUAACUAGUUUGGAUGGAAAGUACAGGUGUAAAAUCGAAGCACUAGACCAGAGGAAAAUUUGUUCGUCACUACCUAAGAUCAAAGACGAAAAAUUAAUUAAAGUGAUGGAAAAAAGGGGAAUCCUUAUCAACGACAAUCAUGUGAAUGGAAAUCUCUGUCUGUUUCAAGAAAAUCCGGAAGAGAUUCAUAUGCUGUUAGGAGCGGACACCGCAGCACAAUUGUUCACUGAAAGAAUUGAACAUUUUGCGGGGGAUUACGUAGCCUUUGAGACCAAGUUAGGCUGGACUUUAAUGGGCAAGAUUAAAGAGAAUGCGAAUACGUCGAGUUCCCUGUCCGUUCUUUCUUUAUCCUUACAUGUUUCCGAUACAAAUUUGUCCAAUCUUUGGCGUUUAGACACUUUGGGGAUUUCAAGUGAGGAAAACAAAACGAAAAGUGCCUUGGAAGAAGAAACCCGAAAACAUUUCUUAAAAAGUGUAAAACGAGAUAGCUCAGGGAGAUAUGAAGUAACCUUACCCUUUAUUUUAGAUAAAUCCGUCUUAUCCAGUAACCGUACUGUGGCAGAAAGACACCUCGUCAAAACCGAAAGUAAACUAAUUAACACACGCAGAAGAAAAGAUUACGAAGAAAUAUUUGAUGAGUGGGAAGCGAAGGACAUUAUUGAGGUAGUAACUGAGGAAAAGGAGGAAGGAGUGCACUACUUGUCACACAGACCUGUAAUAAAAGAGUCUAGUGAAACUACAAAGAUACGGCCUGUUUUCAAUGCAUCUGCACGUUCUAAGAAUUCACCCUCACCCUCUCUCAAUGAUUGUUGA